AUGGCUGAGUCUAUUACUUAUGCGGAUCUACGCUUUGUGAAAUCCCCUCUGAAGAAGAGUCUCUCAGCUAGGCUGGAGCAGGAUGCUGAAGUAGAUGAUGAUGGGGAGCUCACCUAUGAAAAUGUUCAGGUGCCUUCAGCCAAGGAUGUGUUCUCCAGCCCAGCUCAGCCUGGCCUUGGGCAACAAACAGGAGGGGCAAAGACAGAAAAGCCAGUUACUACACUUUUUUCUGAAAUGUCACCAACUCCCAGACGGAUCCUGCCCUGCCCUGUGGCCUGGAUACCAUACAUUCUCCUGAGCCUGCUGGGCACCUGUUUGCUGUUGGGUGUCACCAGCAUCAGUCUGGGUAUUCGAUAUAUGCAGGUGUCUCACCAGCUCAGAAACACCAACCAGGUCCUGGAAGUCACCAAUGGUAGCCUUCGGCAGCAGCUCCAAAUGGAAACCUACAAGUUGUCAAGCAAGGAGGAUGAUUUGCAGGCUACCGAGGAGAAACUGGCCCAGACCCAGCAGAACCUACAGGUGGAAAAGGAGCAGCAUCAGGAUACCCAGAAAAACCUGCAGACCUGCAGGUCAGAACAGGAUAAGACCCAACAGAACCUGAAGGAUGAGAUGGAAGACAGGAGACGCCUGGAAGAGAAGCUGAGGACCUUGCAGGAUGGGCUGAAGCAAGUCCAGUCCCUUUUCACAUGCUCGUUCCAAGGUAGUGACCAGGAGUGGGUGCAGACUCAUUCCUUCCCUCGAUACUGCUGUCCUUUGGAGUGGAAACUAAGUCAGAGGAAAUGCCUGUACAUCUCUAGGAGCGUGAAGACUUGGAUGGAGAGCAACUCCUUUUGUAAAUCUCUCUCCUCAAAUCUGCUUGAAGUAGCAGGGGGAAAAAAACAUUUCAUAGAGGACAUUCCUACCAGAGAACAAUUAUAUGGUUCUUUCUGGGUUCAAAAAAAGUACGAAACUGGAUCAUACCGAUGUCCAAUUCUGAAAAAAAGCUCUUCCACUGAAAGUUAUGAAUUCUGUGAGAAAUCUCAUCCCUUCAUCUGUGAGAAAGAAGCUGUCACAUAUCCUGCUGAGUGGAGGGACCACUUGUUGCAUUAG
This is a messenger RNA of Gracilinanus agilis (Agile Gracile Mouse Opossum), 1089 nucleotides long. It is a transcript of the gene CD72, whose product is annotated as CD72 molecule. Gene Ontology annotation, molecular function: transmembrane signaling receptor activity. Gene Ontology annotation, cellular component: plasma membrane. Bases 1 to 1089 code for a protein of 362 amino acids. The transcript is spliced from 8 exons. The record is from RefSeq and is a predicted model, not a curated record. NCBI's taxonomy places the organism in Eukaryota, Metazoa, Chordata, Mammalia, Didelphimorphia, Didelphidae.